This is a messenger RNA of Oxyura jamaicensis (ruddy duck), 1059 nucleotides long. Its product is annotated as mucin-2-like. The annotation marks the transcript as partial. NCBI's taxonomy places the organism in Eukaryota, Metazoa, Chordata, Aves, Anseriformes, Anatidae. The transcript has a single exon. The record is from RefSeq and is a predicted model, not a curated record.
GCCUCCACCUCUCCGGCACAGAGCACAACCACAUUCACAGCCCCAAGCAGUGCCACCACCAUCAAGACCUCUCCCCCUGUCACUGAGCCCACAACCACCAUCGUCACCACACCAACAGAGCCCAUCACACCUACCAGCAGUGCCAGCACCGCCAAGGCCUCCACCCCUCUGACAGGAGGCACGAGCACCACCAUCACCACACCCACCAGCAGUGCCAGCACCAUCAACACCUCUCCCCCUGUGACAACAGGCACCACCACCAUCACACCAACAACACCCACCUCACCCACCAGUACCGCCACCACCUCCACCAACACAGGCAGCUGCCACGAGCGCUGUGCCUGGACACAGUGGUUUGAUGUGGACUACCCAGCCCCUGGUAGCGACGAUGGAGACAUAGAGACGUUUGCAAGCAUCCGAGCUGCGGGUUUUGAAGUGUGCAUCAAUCCACAGGACAUCAACUGCCGUGCUGAAAACUACCCCAACAGGAGCCUGGAGAGCCUGGGCCAGGUACUGGAGUGCAGCGUCGAAAAAGGCCUUGUGUGCAGAAACAAGGAUCAGAUCAGCAAGUACCCCAUGUGCUACAACUACCAGGUCAGUGUGCUGUGCUGUGACCGCAAACACUGCGAGACAACACCAAGCACCACACCAAGCUCUUCGACUACAACCACUCCUGCAGAAACAUCCACGGAGACAACCCAGACUCCCACACCACCCACUCCUUCCUCCACUGUACCCGAGCCGACAACGCCAACCAGUGCUGGCACCACAGUUGUGCUCGAGACCAGUGUCCCUCCAACACGGGGCACGACCAUCAUCAGCACAUCCACAGAGCCCACCUCACCCACCAGCAGUAAAAGCAGACCCUCGACCACUGCAGAAACGACCACAACGUCUUCCACAACAUCCAUUCCUGUUGAAACCUCCACUGCAGCAACACCUACUCCAGCAUCACCCACUACUGCCUCUACCCGUCCCCAGUCAACGAUGACCACCACCACCAGCACCACGGUGAUCAGCAAGGCCUCCACCUCUCCGGCACAGAGCACAACCACAUUC